GGCGGAGCCAGAGAAGUUUGACCCGAAUCGAUUUAUGGGGGAGGAGGUGAGUGUGAUGGGGAGUGAUCUGAGAUUGGCUCCGUUUGGGGCAGGGAGAAGGGUCUGUCCAGGGAAAGCAAUGGGGAUGGCGACUGUGCAACUCUGGUUGGGGGAGCUACUCCAAACCUACAAAUGGCUUCCUUCUUCUGAGGAUGGCACUAUUAAUAAGGGGGUGGACUUGUCAGAAUGCCUUAAACUCUCUCUGGAAAUGAAAACUCCAUUGGUUUGCAAAGCUAUUCGUAGGGUUGGUUGAAGAUAAGAAUGAAUAAAGUAGCGGAGGCAGAAGGCUCCAUUUGUCCAUUGGUAAUGGCAGGAGGACCAAGAAAAUUGAGUUUUUUUUUUUCCUUUUUUGUUUUUGUUGAAGAAAAGAAUAGAAGUUGUUCUAAGUGUUGUUGUAAUGAGAAGAUGAGUGUCUCUUAUUGUGUGGUUGGUUAGGGUUUUAGGGUUAGUUUGAAAGACAUGUGGUAUCGAAUUUCAUGCUUCCUGUAAAAACCCUUUAUUCUCUCUUUUAUGUUUAUGUUGUUGUUGGAAAGUCUAUGAAAUCAAGUUGAUUCCUUCA
Molecule: messenger RNA, 598 nt
Organism: Momordica charantia (bitter melon)
Lineage: Eukaryota; Viridiplantae; Streptophyta; Magnoliopsida; Cucurbitales; Cucurbitaceae
Source: RefSeq, a predicted model, not a curated record